AUGGACUCUAGUGUGCCCCUCGUCCUUAUGCUGCUCAUGUGCAGUUCAGUCAUGGUCAAAGCCCAGCUGAAGGUGUAUGAUCUGCGAGCCACUGAUCUUCCCACCGUUAUCUUGUUAACUACAGAUGCCUAUGUCACGGUGUCCUCCGGUUCUACUUCUCUGGGUAAAACAUCUGUUCGCUACAAUGACGCGAACCCCUGGUGGGAAGAGGAAUUCUCCUACUUCUAUGCUGAGGAAAAUGACAUGCUGACUCUCGAGGUUUGGGACUUGGACUUGCUCUUUGAUGAUCAGCUGGGAGUCUGCAGGAGGGAGCUCAAGGUGGGAACCUAUCAGCAUGACUGCUUCCUGACCAAAGGCGGGACUCUCCAUUACACUUAUACUCUUGGUUGA
Pelmatolapia mariae (spotted tilapia) is the source of this 390-nucleotide messenger RNA. RefSeq lists its product as uncharacterized. Gene Ontology annotation, cellular component: membrane. The record is from RefSeq and is a predicted model, not a curated record. The transcript has a single exon. Gene Ontology annotation, molecular function: wide pore channel activity. NCBI's taxonomy places the organism in Eukaryota, Metazoa, Chordata, Actinopteri, Cichliformes, Cichlidae. Gene Ontology annotation, biological process: immunological synapse formation; T cell mediated cytotoxicity; defense response to virus. Bases 1 to 390 code for a protein of 129 amino acids.